UUACAAAAAUCUUGAACUAAAAGGCCUCACCACCACCAACCAAUUAAAACAAUGUGAAGAGAAGUUGUAAAGCAAAUCUAGUGAAGAAGUUCAAAAAAAAAUAAAAAAAAAAUAAUGGAAACAUGUUCAUUUCCAAGAAUUGUAUUAUCUCCUUUAAAUCCACUAAUAUCAAAAAACAAACACUUUCAAAUUCCCAAAUCCAAACAAUCACAUAUAAAAAUCACACCUCUUUUUGCAACACUCAAUUCUCCAAAAGGUUUUGGACCUUCCCCUAAGAAAAUUACCAAAAAAUCCAAGAAAAUACCAAAACAAGAAAAUGAAGAUCAAUACGACGAUAACGAUGAUAAUGAUGAUGAUGAUGAACAAGAAAGAGGAGUUAUACCAGAGAUAGUAACUAAUAGAAUGAUAAGUAGAAUGGGAUUUUCAGUUGGUAUUCCUUUGUUUAUUGGUUUAUUGUUUUUUCCUUUUUUUUAUUAUCUUAAGGUUGGUUUAAAAAUUGAUGUACCUACUUGGGUACCUUUUAUUGUGUCAUUUGUGUUUUUUGGGAGUGCCUUAUUGGGAGUUAGUUAUGGGAUAGUUUCAUCUAGUUGGGAUCCAAUGAGAGAAGGGUCAACUUUGGGUUGGAAUGAAGCUAAGAAGAAUUGGCCUGUUUUUUGGCAAUCAAUUAGUGGAGGUGGAUCAAGAAAAAAGUAUUAGGAGUUUUUUGGACUUUGCUUAUGUAUCUUUUAUGAAUAUAAUAAUGUGUUUAAAUCUUGAUCUUGUUAUAAAAUAACAAUGUCAUUUGGAUUGUUUAUUUGUGAUUUAGGUAGUUUCUUGAUUUGUGGGGGUAUGUAGUCGAUUUUCUGUCGUAAAGUAAUAUUUAAGUUGUUAAUGUACGAGUCUUAUGAGAUUAUGAUGAUUUUAAAAGCGUAGGACUUUUGGUUAUUCAUUUUUCAUUAAUGUAAUGUGUUUAAAGUUUGAUCUUAUUUAUAAUAACUAUGUCAUUUGGA
Molecule: messenger RNA, 989 nt
Organism: Solanum lycopersicum (tomato)
Lineage: Eukaryota; Viridiplantae; Streptophyta; Magnoliopsida; Solanales; Solanaceae
Product: protein PAM68, chloroplastic
Source: RefSeq, a predicted model, not a curated record